This is a messenger RNA of Cryptomeria japonica (Japanese cedar), 618 nucleotides long. RefSeq lists its product as uncharacterized. NCBI's taxonomy places the organism in Eukaryota, Viridiplantae, Streptophyta, Pinopsida, Cupressales, Cupressaceae. The record is from RefSeq and is a predicted model, not a curated record. The transcript has a single exon. The coding region runs from base 1 to 618 and encodes 205 amino acids.
AUGGAUGCUUGCCAUCUUCUUCUAGGGAGACCUUGGCAAUAUGGCACUAGUGCUCAACAUGAUGGCAAGAGGAAUGUGUAUCACAUUAAGAAGAAUGGUGAAAAUCUCACAAUGACUUCCUUACCGGAUGACGGUAAGGAAAAGACCUCAACUAGUAGUGUGAUGUUGGUUGGAGAGAAGGAGUUCAUGAAAGGCCUAAGGGAAGAGAAGAAACUUUGUUUUGCUAUUGUGGUGAAGCCUAAGGACAACAUACCUAAGAAAGAAAAAAAUCAGAACUUGUUGAAGAAUGUAGGCCCCAAGGAGGUUGCUGAUUUGUUGGAUCAGUAUAAAGGAAUUGUUGUAGAUGGUACCAAUGAUACCUUACCCCCUGAAAGGAUGAUAAGUCAUUGUAUAGAUCUGAUUCCAGGAGCCACCUUGCCUAAUAAGGCUACUUAUAAACUCACCCCUGAACAAAAUGCAGAAAUAGCAAGGCAGAUUGAAGAAUUGUUGGAGAAGGGUUUCAGAAGGAAAAGUGUUAGUCCCUGUGUUGUACCAAUAGUCCUUGCACCUAAGAAAGAGGGAAAUUGGAGAUUAUGCAUUGACUCUAGAGCAAUCAAUAAGAUAACGAUCAGAUACUAG